GCGCUCUGCUCUUGAGAGAGAGUGACAUGAGCCCUGCCCUGUCAAUUGUGUUGAGUCAGAUCACUUUUCUCUGCAGUUCAUUUUCUCUGGUCAUGCAGAGCAGCAUGAUGACUGCUAUUGAGGGCCAGGGAAAGGUGCCCCCCACCUGCGAUGUGGCCGCGUUAUAGAGAACAAGCAACUGACCCACCCAGAGGGAGGCUCUUCUUCAGGCUGAUGUCAGCAGCAUGACAAGUAAAGAAAUGGCUUCAUCCUUCAACCUGCGUAUCCAGGGGGAUGAGAACUUGCAGUCCAUGUUGCUGGGGACGGUGAUGAGGAAGAUUAAAUCCCGAACCUGGAAGAAGCAGCGCUAUUUCAAACUGCAAGAGGACUGCAUGACCAUCUGGUACAAGUCAAAAAAGACAGGCAACAGCCACUCCACCUUCUCAGUGGGUGAUGUGGAGGCAGUGAGGGAAGGUCACCAGUCAGAGGUGCUGCAGAGCAUUGCCGAGGAGUUUCCUCCUGACCGCUGCUUCACUCUAGUCUUCCGAGGUCGUCGCGGCAACCUGGAUCUGGUGGCUGACUCUGCAGAGGAGGCCAAGACGUGGAUUCGGGGAAUGCGUAAGCUAAUUGAGAACCUGGAGAACAUGGGCCAGCGCGAGAAACUCGACCAGUGGAUCUGUGACUGGUUUAAAAAAGCAGAUAAGAACAAUGAUGGGUGCAUGAACUUUAAAGAGGUGCGGGACCUGCUGAAGAUGAUGAAUGUGGACAUGAAUGAGCACCAUGCCCUACGCCUCUUUCAGAUGGCUGACAAGUCUCAGUCGGGCACGUUGGAGGAUGACGAGUUUGUGCUGUUCUACAAGAUGCUGACGCAACGGGAGGACGUGCUGCGGCUCUUCCAGGAGUUCUCUGGGGACGGACAGAAGCUGAGCCUGCUGGAGCUGGUGGAGUUCGUGCGGGAGGAGCAGCUGCAGUGCGAGCAGAGCCGGCAGCACGCAUUGCUGCUCAUUGACCGAUAUGAGCCCUCAGACACCGCCAAGAAGCUCCAUGCCAUGACCAUCGAUGGGUUCCUAAUGUACCUUAGCUCUCCUGAGGGCUCCAUCUUCAACCCGCGGCACCUGGGUCUCUAUCAGGACAUGAAGCAGCCGCUCAGUCACUAUGUGAUCUCCUCCUCCCACAACACCUACCUGAUCGAGGACCAGCUUCGGGGCCAAAGCAGCAUCGAGGGCUAUAUCAGGGCCCUGAAGCGUGGCUGUCGCUGUGUUGAGGUGGAUUGCUGGGAUGGCCCCAAUGGAGAGCCCAUUGUGUAUCACGGACACACACUUACUAGCAAAAUCUUCUUCAAGGACGUCAUCCUGGUUCUUAGCAAUUAUGCCUUCAAGGUAUCAGAGUACCCUGUCAUCCUGUCCAUUGAAAACCACUGCAGUGUGGAACAGCAGAGAGUGAUGGCACAUCACCUGAACAGCAUUCUGGGAGACAUGCUGCUGAAAACCACUGUGGAUGGGAAAAUUCCAAGCAGACUGCCUUCCCCUGAGGAGCUAAAGGGCAAGGUCUUGGUGAAGGGGAAGAAGAUAGGCAGCUUGGAGGAGUGUGUGACCGGACCAGGGGAAGAGCACUUCGGGGAGGUGAGCGAUGAGGAUGAGGCUGCUGACAUCGAUGAUGACAGCACACGCAGGAAAGCCAAGAAGCCAAGUCAGCAGCUAUCCAAAGAGCUUUCUGACUGUGUGGUUUAUUGUAAGAGUGUGCAUUUCAGCAGCUUCAAGCAUGCUCGCACCCGCUCCAAGCUCUAUGAGAUCUCCUCCUUCACAGAGUCCAAGGCACGCAAGCUUAUAAAGGAGUCAGGAGCCGAGUUUGUGCAACAUAACACCAGGCAGCUGACCCGAGUGUACCCCAGCGGCAUGCGGACAGAUUCCUCCAACUAUAAUCCCCAGGAUAUGUGGAAUGUGGGCUGCCAAAUAGUUGCUCUAAACUUCCAGACAGCGGGUAUGGAGAUGGAUCUUAACGAUGGCCUCUUCAGCCAGAAUUGCCGCUGUGGAUACGUCCUGAAACCCAAAUUCCUGAGGGGCUGGGAGAGGUUUGACCCGGAAAACCCCCGUGGCUUGGAAGGGUACAUGCCCCUCCGCCUCUCCAUACAGGUAAUCAGUGGACAGCAGCUUCCCAAAGUGAACAUUAAGGAGGGCUCCAUUGUUGACCCAUUAGUGAGAGUGGAGAUCCAUGGCGUACCAAUGGACCAGGCCAAACAGGAGACUAAGUACAUCGACAACAAUGGAUUUAACCCUGUGUGGUAUGAGACCCUCCAGUUUACUGUACAUGUCCCUGAGCUGGCUCUAGUGCGCUUUGUCGUGGAGGAUUAUGAUAAGACCUCAAAGAAUGACUUUGUGGGGCAGUACACUCUUCCUUUUAUGAGCAUUCAGCAAGGAUAUCGCCACAUCCAUCUGCUUUCAAAGGAUGGCACCAGUAUAUCUCCCGCCUCACUCUUUGUGCACAUAAGGAUCACCGACCUUGCAUAAUGUGGGACAAGCCCCUCUACACAUGUCAGGAAUGAAGCCCCAACAGCAUGAGUACCUUCCCCAGCAGAGCAUGACAGAGUGAAUGAGUGGCCACUAUUAAUACAUAUGGGUUGGGGCUCAAAGAUUUCCUGAAAAUAUUAAAAGGCAUGCUGUAUUAUCUCCACCAAAAACAACAGCCCAGAAGCACUGCUUUUAUCUCAUUCCUUGCAUCACACUUCAAGUAGUGUUUCUCUUACCAGGGUUAACAGUACUGGAUUACCACACAGACGUUUGGGGGAAUCUGGAUUUGAAAUCCAAUUGUUUGACCGCAUUUCAAUCUGUAGGCAGAACUUGUCACCAGAAACUGCAUGCAAGAUCCUGUGCUUCUCACCACAAGAGCAAACAAAGGAAAAACAAACCUUACUAUAAAUUACUGUUAAAAAUAAUUAAGCAAAAUGUGUAAAUGCAAAUUCCAUAUAUAUAAUAUAGACAAAAAAUUUGACAUAAAAGGGCUGACUAUCUCUGUUAACUACUUUUGUGUUGCAGUAAACAAUUAGUAGCUUUUUAACCCAAGACAUUGUGAAUAUUAUUUUGUUAAGAAAUUACUCAAUGGUUGUUUGCAUAUAGCUUAAACAUACAGAAGAAUCCCCAAAUUCUUCCAGUUCUUCUUUACCUAUCCUGUUUUUUAAGGGUUAGGGUUAGGGUUAAGUGUACAGUUUUUGCUGCUUGUAUUAGUAUUAUAUUUUUUAUACUUUUCCUUAUUAAAAAAAAAAAAAAUGUUAUUGCUUUUAAUAUUUUAUUAAUGGGAACUUAUAAUCUUAUUUUGUUACACAUUCUUUGCAUUUGUGGUAUUUAAUUCCUGUUCAUGUGUUAGCAUGUUUGCAUUUAUGAAUGUAUAUACAUACGCCAUACCUUACAAAUAAAUAUGAAGCUUUCCAAGAGAAUAAAAACUGAAUCCUAUUGAAGAGGCUGUGUACAUUGUUUCAGAAGAGGGCCUAGUUAAGAACUGGAACAAAACACAAAGUAAUUGACAUGGGAACUGUGAGGCUUGUGGCCCAAAUAUGUGUAAAGCAAAGAUAAAGGCAUGAAGGAACUGGGGGACCAAACACAGUACUGGUUGUUGUAGAUGAACUGGGAAGCAGUUUGGUCAAGUGGCUACAGACACAGCAUUGUUUGGUGGUUAAAACAAAAAAAAACUGACAGUGAGGAAUACUGUUUCUUCUACUUUCUUCAGGAUUCAAUGUAACUUUGCAUAAUCGUUUGAGCCAUUUUAGUUUUUACAUCUUCCCGUGGUACUCACGUCAUAGCGAGGAAUGGGUGAAAGACUUUCUAAUGUACCAAGUUAGACAUAUUACACUAUGUAACACAAUUUUUGUUCCUGGGUAGUAAGUGUUAUUUUCUAAUUGCUUAUCAAAAGUAUAGAA
Molecule: messenger RNA, 3889 nt
Organism: Polyodon spathula (Mississippi paddlefish)
Lineage: Eukaryota; Metazoa; Chordata; Actinopteri; Acipenseriformes; Polyodontidae
Gene: plcd4b
Product: phospholipase C, delta 4b
Exons: 16
Coding region: 225-2486 (753 amino acids)
Biological process (GO): lipid metabolic process; intracellular signal transduction
Molecular function (GO): calcium ion binding; phosphatidylinositol-4,5-bisphosphate phospholipase C activity
Source: RefSeq, a predicted model, not a curated record